Messenger RNA from Cylicostephanus goldi, 1211 nucleotides. Lineage: Eukaryota; Metazoa; Nematoda; Chromadorea; Rhabditida; Strongylidae. The record is from the annotation of a GenBank genome assembly.
AUGUCUCAUCACGGAAAGAAGAAGCAGUACCCAUCUGCGUUGGUGCUCUCACCUACGAGAGAACUCUCAUUGCAAAUUUACAAUGAAUCGCGGAAGUUUGGCUACCGCACACCAAUCACGUCAGCAUUGCUUUAUGGUGGCAGAGAGAAUUACAGAGAUCAAAUCAACAAAUUACGUCUCGGAUGUCAUAUACUUAUUGCUACGCCCGGACGGCUUAUUGAUGUUAUGGAGCAGGAGUACAUUGGUUUGAGAGGAUGUCGCUAUCUUGUGCUCGACGAAGCCGAUCGCAUGCUUGACAUGGGUUUCGAACCGCAGAUUCGUCAGAUUGUUGAUUUGUCGACGAUGCCUGGUAGAGGUGAACGUGUGACUGCUAUGUUUUCCGCGACUUUCCCUAAAGAGAUCCAGGUACUCGCACAAGAUUUUCUCAUGCCUAACUACGUAUUUUUGGCUGUUGGCAGAGUUGGAUCGACUUCAGAAAAUAUAAUGCAGAAGGUUGUAUGGGUCGAAGAGCAUGAGAAGCGUUCGUAUCUUAUGGAUCUGUUGGAUGCCGGAGGUGAAAAUUCGCUCACGCUGGUAUUUGUCGAAACGAAGCGUGGAGCUUCCGAUCUCUCGUACUAUCUGCAAAAUGCUGGUUAUGAAGUGGUAGCGAUCCAUGGUGAUCUGAAACAAUUUGAAAGGGAGAAACACUUGGAUUCUUUCAGGUCUGGUGCUACCCCAGUAUUGGUGGCAACAGCAGUUGCAGCCCGCGGUCUCGAUAUUCCAAAUGUCAAACAUGUGAUAAAUUAUGAUCUACCUUCUGAGAUAGAUGAGUAUGUGCACCGUAUCGGUCGCACGGGACGUGUUGGAAACAUAGGUCUUGCGACAUCUUUCUUCAAUGAUAAGAACAGAAACAUUGCGAGAGAUUUGAUGGACCUCAUCGUUGAAGCAAACCAGGAACUACCAGAUUGGCUUGAACGUGUUGCUGGUGAUGUAGCACGCUAUGGCACCCGCAGCGGCGGAGGCCGUGGUGGUCGUGGUAGUGGAGGAAACAAAUUUGGAGGUAGGAUUACUGUGAUUUAUAAGGCGGUCAAAGGGAUGCGGUUGACAUUUUGUCCUAUAUCCAAAAAAUGCUUCCUACAUUUUAACAUUUUUGAUUGUAAAAGAACAGUUGCAUAUCCUGCACUUCUGAAAAAAAAACUGUGCGGAAUGUACAUCGAUGCUUCGAUUUGAGA